Messenger RNA from Yarrowia lipolytica CLIB122, 456 nucleotides. RefSeq lists its product as uncharacterized. Gene Ontology annotation, cellular component: endoplasmic reticulum; membrane; nuclear envelope. NCBI's taxonomy places the organism in Eukaryota, Fungi, Ascomycota, Dipodascomycetes, Dipodascales. Gene Ontology annotation, molecular function: glutathione peroxidase activity; glutathione transferase activity. The record is from RefSeq and is a predicted model, not a curated record.
AUGGCUCCCCUCCCCAUCGCUCUUAACGGAGACUUCAGAUACGUGCUUGCAGCCUCUGCCCUGCUCCCCGCCAUUGGCUUCUUCCACUCUCUCAACACUCUCUACUGGCGAGCAAAGUCCAAGACCAAGUUCCCUCUCCUCUUCGCUGACGAGACUGUUAAGGUCGACCCCAAGAUCGAUGCGGCCAAGAAGCGAUUCAACUGUGCACAGAAGGCCCAUCUACAGUUCACCGAGAACGUGAACCUGACUCUUUUGGCCGGCUGGAUUACCGGAGUUUCCUACCCCAAGGAGGCUGCUGGUCUCAUUGCUGUCUGGGCAAUCUCCCGGUUCCUCUACGUGCUGGCCUAUUCGACCGGCGAGCCCAACCGACGAAUGCCCCCCAACUUCUUCAACAUCACCUCCCAGGUUGCUCUCAUUGCCUCUGCUAUCUUCACCUCUUUCAAGGCCAUUGUUUAG